AGUAAUUUUCUAAGAUGGCGACGAAAAAAACGCGUCUUGUGUGAAUGUAAUCAUAACAAAUUGUGAUUUUUAUUAAUAAAUGUGUUUAAAAUUGCAAAAAAACUGUGUAAUAAUAUUAUUAACAUUGAAGUGUAUAAAAUACAUAUAAAAUUGUGUAUGAAAAUAAAGUGAAAAUGGCUACAAAUAUGUAUCGUGUCGGAGACUAUGUCUAUGUAGAGACAUCUCCGAAUAGUCCAUAUCUAAUACGUCGCAUUGAAGAAUUGAAUAAAAGUCAAAGUGGUAGUGUUGAAGCCAAAGUAAUGUGCUUCUAUAGAAGAAGAGAUCUUCCAAAUACCUUGGUUCAAUUAGCUGAUAAACAUCAACUGGCCACAGCUGAAGACUCACCACUGGCAAUGAAGCUGAAGAAAACAUGGCUUAGAACACCAGUAGGAGAAGAACAAGCGGCACAAGCUGUUCUUGAUCCUUCGAUAGCUGCCCUAGAUGAAGAACGUACAAGUCCUGUUUCUGCUGCCGGUGAUAAAGUAACAACGGGCCAUAAUGCUUCAUCAGGAACAUCGGAAAAAGGUGAACCCUUAACGGCUAAACAACGUUAUCAAAUCAAACAUCGUGAACUGUUUUUGUCGCGACAAGUUGAAUCAUUACCCGCCACACAAAUAAGAGGCAAAUGUUCGGUGACACUGCUUAAUGAAACGGAAUCACUGCAAAGUUAUUUAAAUAAAGACGAUACGUUUUUCUAUUGUUUGGUCUUUGACCCCACUCAAAAAACUCUUUUGGCUGAUAAAGGUGAAAUUCGUGUUGGUAGUCGUUAUCAAAGUGAAAUUCCCGCUAAGCUUAAAGACAUUACCACCGAUGAACGCAAAUUAGAAGAAUUAGAAACUUUAGUAUGGACUCCAAGUCAUGUAUUAACAGAUCGAAAAAUUGAUCAGUUUUUGGUUGUAUCGCGUUCCAUUGGGACAUUUGCACGAGCUUUGGAUUGUAGUAGUUCGGUUAAACAGCCUUCAUUACAUAUGUCUGCGGCAGCAGCAAGUCGCGAUAUUACUCUGUUUCAUGCCAUGGACACUUUGCACAAACAUAAUUAUUCCAUUGAAGAGGCAAUGUGUUCUUUAGUUCCUUCCACUGGUCCAGUUUUAUGUCGUGAUGAAAUCGAAGAUUGGAGUGCUUCUGAAGCAAAUCUAUUUGAAGAAGCCUUAGAUAAAUAUGGAAAAGAUUUCAAUGAUAUACGACAAGAUUUCCUGCCCUGGAAGACAUUAAAACAAAUUAUUGAAUAUUACUACAUGUGGAAAACGACAGAUCGUUAUGUCCAACAAAAACGCGUUAAGGCUGUGGAAGCGGAACUAAAGUUGAAACAAGUAUAUAUUCCGCAGUAUAAUGCUACUACUACAACAAAGGGUAAUAGUGGUGGUGUUGGAGCAACAACAGUUACAAAAGCUGGUGUUUUCAAUGGCACAACAAAUGGUGGUCCGGAUGUCUCAAAUAUGGGCAAACCUUGUGAAUCUUGCUCAAAUAUUAAAUCAUCACAAUGGUAUCCUUGGAAUAGUGGCAAUGUGCUCACGCGUCUGUGUCAAACGUGUUGGGAUUAUUGGAAAAAGUAUGGUGGUCUUAAGAGUAAAAAUGAUGGCAGUAUAGAAGAUAGUAAGAAGAAAGUGAUUGCCGACGAAGAGGAAAAAGUUAGUGAUUUAUCAAAUCGUUCAUUGCAUAAGAGGCAAUUUUAUAGGUGUUCAAUUGUUAAUUGUGGCAAAGAAUUUAAACUAAAAACGCAUCUUGCUCGUCAUUAUGCCCAAGCUCAUGGCAUAGCAAUUAGUUCCAGUUCGCCCAGACCGAUAAUGAAGACACGUACUGCAUUCUAUUUGCACACGAAUCCAAUGACCCGACUGGCGCGCAUCAUUUGCAGGAAUAUAAUAAAACCUAAAAAAGCUGCCCGACAGAGUUCAUAUGCAAUUAAUACACAGCUAGUGAAGCAAGAAUUUACAACUCGCAUGUCUGGAAAAUCAGCUACAGAUAUAAAGAAUAUUUUGUUGCUGAAAAAGAAAGAUCGUGGUAGUGUUACUAAGAUAGCUAAUCGUUUGGGAUCACCAGGUAUUGGACCACAUGAGUGGUUAGUUUUGACUCCAAAAGAUAAAAUGCCAAAACCAGAUGUGGUUUACUUCCCAAAACCACCGAAGGGCCCAGACGGCAGUCUACUCUACGAUCGUAUACCCAAUAAGAUUAUUGAUCUGGAAAAAGAUAUAACAAUUAUACCGACACCAGCUCCUUCUGUAAUGCGUAAAAGACCUCACGAAGAAACACAACUAAAUGGAACAGAAGUGACUAUCGUACCGGCUGGACCACCUACUAAGAGACCCAACAAAGAUCCUAUGCCCUCACAUUGUCCGAGUCCUGAGCAAUUUGCUGCUAUGAUGGCUGCCUCGGGUCAACCAUUGUCAAGACAUCAUCUUAAUGGAAAACCGAAAAUUGCUCAAAUGGCGCGUACAGGUAAUGGUCGCAAACAGGUUAUUAGUUGGAUGGAUGCGCCAGAUGAUGUUUACUUUAGAGCAACAAAUGCCAGCAAAAAAGCGCGUAAAUUUUUAUCACCAACAGAUCUAAGAAGGGCAGCCCGUAAACCCUGGCGUAAUAUUCCUAUAGCAGCAGCUGUAAAACCCCAUAUAGCCAGCAGAGCUAUUAAGUCAGAGGUUGUUAUAUUAGACUGACCGUCAUCAGCGGCAUCUUUAACAUCAACCACUUCAUCGUCAUCAUCAUUGAUUGAACAACCACAAAUUAAUAAGCAUUAUCGCCAACAACUUCCAACUAUACAACAACAACUUAAAAAACAGCAACCAUUUCGUUACACCAUGGAUGCUCUGUUGAACUAAAAAUUUGAAGUUUCAAAACGAUGAAAUGUGGAAGAAUGAUAAUUGCUUCAGUGUUUUUUUUUUUAAUUCUUGUAUAUAAAUUAAUUAUUAAUUGCAACAACUGAAGGAUAACAAGUUGAUUGUUUAAAUAUGAGCUAUAUACAUACAUUAUACUAGAUAUACAUAGGAGUAUAUUUAAAAGAAAUUGAAGUGAAAAAUUAUGAAUUUUAAGGACAACGACGAAUAUAAUAAUAUUAUAUAUACAUACAUAUAUAAAAUGAAACAAAACUCUAUCUUAAACCCAAAUUCCCCCACUUCUACUUGACUAUUUUUCGAUUGAUUUUGUUUUUUUUUUUUUGUUUGUUUCUUAAGCCUUAAAACAAACAUGAAUAUUCUUUAAGCUGAAAAAAGUUCUCAACCUCCUCCCUUAUUUAAAACAACGCCUAAAACAAAGUUUAAUCCAGGAAAUAAUGACAACGGGAGAGGGAAUAAAUAUUUUGUUUAAAUUAUAAAUUUAUUGUUAUAUAAUAUUUUUUAUUAUUUUUAUAAUUCUAAGGUUUUAGCAUAAAUACAUAAUUUUCCUUGAUUCUGGCCAGGUUUUAUAAUAUGAAAAUACUACUAUACAUAUAUUUCAUUAAUGCUAUUUAGUUUUUUACAGCUUGUGUUCAGUGUUUGUUUAAAUAACUAAUAGAUAAUAUGUAGGUAGAUAAGUGGCAGUAUUUAUAAAAGAAUUCUAUUGAUAUACACAUUUAAAAGAAGUUUUUGCCUGACAAGUAUUUAUUACAAAGCGACAUAAAAUGUCGCUAGAGUACAUAUUUAUAAUACAAAUUUUUAUAAGUAUAAAAAGCUUAGUUUUGAAUUUAAAUAACGUUUAAUAAAAAUAGUUAAGUGUAGGACUCAAAGCUCUAAAAUAUUUCUUAGUUGUGCAAUAACACCAAUUCAUUCACCAAUUUUUGAAGUUUCUUGUAAUAAAUAUUUGUCGCGUAUAGAUUUCCUAUUAACGUAACAGUUUUCACAUACUAGAGUUUUUUUUUAUAAAUACAGCAAAUUGAUUUUGUCUAUUAGGUUUAUAAACUACUUUACAAAUUUUUGUAAAUACCUAUUGAAAAUAUUUAUCAAGAAAUCUUUACAACUAGUUUGUUUUCAGUUGCUUCUACGGCUCAAUUUCCCAAUGUGUUGGUUGAAAUUAUAAAAUAAAUAAUUUAUUUCAUUUCUAAUUUGACUUAAUAAUAACAUGUCAAUUAAAGACUAUACUACUUCAUACCCCCCAAUGAAAUCAAUCGAAUUCGUUUAUUUUAUUGGUUUUUUUUUUUAAUAAAUACAAACAUAAAAUUAAAUGAAAUUAUUACAUAUAAAAAAAUAGUAAAGAUAUAUGUAGCAUGACAUAAAAUGUUUAUAAAACAAAAAAAUAUAAAUUAUUUUUAUACUUAAAACCUCCCACACACCAUUUUUUACAUUAAAGACAAGAAAAAAUAAUUCGAAUUUUAAUAAAAAGUAACAACAAAAAUACGUAUAUUUCAAAAUAAAAACAUCAUCAAAUAUAAUAAAAAUAGUUAAUAAUUCCAAUACAAAAAAAAGGCAAAUUAAUCCGUAAAUAGCUGACAUUUGUUCAACAUUUUUUCUAAAGAUUUUGUAACAGAAAAUUAAAUAAAACUAAAAAAUUCUUAAAUUUCUAUGAACAAUAUAAAAUCUUUCAGACAGAAUUUGACAAGUUAGGAUUAAAUUUAAUUUUAAAAGCUUAAAUUUCACAAUUAAUGUUAAACAUGAAAUUUCACAUGCAUAACUUACAUAUUUUUCUGUAAAAUGUUUACAAAAUUACUAAUGCUGUGAAAUGUUUUUAUUUCUAUUAUUAUUAAAUUCUUUUUAACAUUUUUGGGGUUUCUACUGUUUAUGGUUUAAACGUUUUUUAUCUUUGUUGCUUAUUUUAUAAACUAAUAACUAUUCAAAACUUAACUGCAAAAACAAAUUUUAAUUACAUUUAUUUUAUUUAUUCAAUUAUUGUCUUCCUAAUAUUUUUGGUUAUAUUUUUUUUUUUUUACAAAAAAACAAUUUUUUCAGUUACCGAAAAUACGUAUUUUUUAGGACAAAGUCGUCUUAAAUAUAU
Lucilia sericata (common green bottle fly) is the source of this 4932-nucleotide messenger RNA. RefSeq names its product metastasis-associated protein MTA3 (gene MTA1-like). Gene Ontology annotation, cellular component: nucleoplasm; NuRD complex. The transcript has 13 exons. The record is from RefSeq and is a predicted model, not a curated record. Lineage: Eukaryota; Metazoa; Arthropoda; Insecta; Diptera; Calliphoridae. Gene Ontology annotation, molecular function: chromatin binding; transcription corepressor activity; sequence-specific DNA binding. The coding region runs from base 174 to 2687 and encodes 837 amino acids. Gene Ontology annotation, biological process: negative regulation of transcription by RNA polymerase II.